AUGGCUGUUGAUUCGAUCUUGUCUUCUCCUUUGGGUCCUCCGGCGUGUGAGAAAGAUGCAAAAAAGCUUCAAUUCAUUGAAGAAAUGACCCGAUAUGCUGAUUCAGUUCAGGAGCAAGUUUUGGCAGAAAUUCUGAGCAGAAAUUCUCACACUGAAUAUAUAAAAAGCUUUAAUCUCGAUGGAGCCGUUGAUCGUGAAACAUUUAAAUCCAAAAUCCCAAUAGUUACGUAUGAAGAUCUCCAGCCUCUGAUUCGAAGAAUUGCUAAUGGAGAUAGAUCUCCAAUUUUAUCUGCUAACCCUGUUUCUGAAUUCCUCACCAGUUCUGGAACUUCAGCCGGUGAAAGAAAACUUAUGCCGACAAUCAAAGAAGAAUUGGAUCGUCGUCAGCAACUUUACAGUCUUCUCAUGCCUGUUAUGAACCUUUACGUGAAGGGUUUGGACAAAGGCAAAGGGCUAUACUUCUUGUUUGUGAAAUCCGAGACGAAGACUCCGGGUGGGCUCCUGGCUCGACCCGUUCUCACAAGCUAUUACAAGAGUGAUCACUUCAAGACCCGACCCUAUGACCCUUACAAUGUUUACACAAGCCCAAAUGAAGCUAUUCUAUGUGCUGAUUCUUUCCAAAGCAUGUAUACACAAAUGCUAUGCGGUCUCUAUGAGCGUGAACAAGUCCUUCGGGUCGGAGCAGUUUUUGCGUCUGGCCUCCUCCGGGCCAUCCGCUUCCUCCAGCUCAACUGGCCACAACUAGCUCAAGACAUACUAACUGGAUCUCUUAACCCGAAGGUGACCGACCCGGCAAUCCAGGAAUGCAUGACUGGAGUUUUGAGACCUGACCCGGAGUUGGCGGAAUUUAUUGCCAAGGAGUGUGCUAAAGAAAAUUGGGAGGGAAUUAUCACUAGAAUUUGGCCCAACACAAAAUAUCUUGAUGUUAUUGUUACAGGUGCAAUGGCUCAAUAUAUCCCAACUCUUGAUUACUAUAGUGGUGGAUUGCCAAAAGCAUGCACCAUGUAUGCAUCUUCAGAGUGUUAUUUUGGGCUCAAUCUCAACCCCAUGUGCAAGCCAUCUGAAGUUUCCUACACCAUCAUGCCUAACAUGGCCUAUUUCGAGUUCCUGCCACACGAACCUAACUCGGUUGGAGUCGCUCGUGAUUCUCCUCCCCAACUUGUUGAUCUUGCGGACGUAGAAAUCGGUAAGGAAUAUGAACUUGUGAUCACGACUUAUGCUGGAUUGUAUCGCUACAAAGUUGGUGACAUCCUCAGAGUCACUGGUUUCCACAACUCAGCACCCCAAUUCCAUUUUGUGAGACGUAAAAAUGUUCUUUUAAGCAUUGACUCAGACAAAACCGAUGAGGCUGAACUUCAAACUGCAGUCGAGAAUGCUUCGCUACUCCUACGUGAACACAAUGCUAGCGUUGUGGAAUACACGAGUUAUGCUGACACAAAAACAAUUCCUGGUCAUUACGUGAUCUAUUGGGAAUUACUCGUAAAGGACUUGGUAAACUCGCCAAGCAACGAUGUGCUAAACCAAUGUUGUCUAGCAAUGGAGGAGUCGCUCAACUCAGUGUACCGCCAAUGCCGAGUGGCGGACAACUCCAUCGGGCCACUAGAAAUACGUGUGGUUAAAAAUGGCACAUUUGAAGAGUUGAUGGACUAUGCAAUUUCAAGGGGUGCCUCCAUAAAUCAAUACAAAGUGCCAAGGUGUGUUAGCUUUACACCAAUCAAGGAACUUCUUGACUCAAGAGUCAUGUCAUCACAUUUUAGCCCAUCACCGCCUCAGUGGACUCCCAAACGACGCCACCAUUAA
Molecule: messenger RNA, 1800 nt
Organism: Fraxinus pennsylvanica
Lineage: Eukaryota; Viridiplantae; Streptophyta; Magnoliopsida; Lamiales; Oleaceae
Source: the annotation of a GenBank genome assembly